This is a messenger RNA of Coregonus clupeaformis (lake whitefish), 2328 nucleotides long. RefSeq names its product sodium-coupled monocarboxylate transporter 1-like. The record is from RefSeq and is a predicted model, not a curated record. Gene Ontology annotation, biological process: sodium ion transport; propanoate transmembrane transport. Lineage: Eukaryota; Metazoa; Chordata; Actinopteri; Salmoniformes; Salmonidae. Bases 291 to 2135 code for a protein of 614 amino acids. The transcript is spliced from 15 exons. Gene Ontology annotation, molecular function: organic acid:sodium symporter activity. Gene Ontology annotation, cellular component: membrane.
CCUGCCAGUAAUGUCUUUGAGAAACACACAGGCACAGUGAAGACUUCAGAGCUCACUGCUAUCCUGUUUCAGCUCAUAUCCUGUCUGUGACAAGGACAUAUGGACAAGGACAUCAUUCUAUCUGAAAGCACAGCAGCCUACUGUAAGCUACCAUAGAUGUCAUAGAGAAAUACUAAUUCUCUGCAGUUCAUUGCAUUCCAAUAACAGAAACCACAAGGGACUACAAGUUCAGGAAUAGGACAUUCUUCCAGUGAGUAGAGUAGCCUAUACCUCACAAUCAGAAGGCUACAAUGGCAGCCUCUCCAGUGGUUGGAUCCUUUGUGGCUGGGGACUAUGCUGUCUUUGCUCUGAUGCUGCUGGUGUCUGCAGCCAUCGGGGUGUACUAUGCCAUCGUCGGAAGGGGCCAGAGCAGCUCCAGAGAGUUUCUGAUGGGGGGCCAGAGUAUGACAGCCGUACCUGUGGCUUUGUCCCUGACUGCCAGCUUCAUGUCGGCUAUCACAGUGCUGGCCACCCCAGCCGAAGUGUACCGAUACGGGGCAAGCUACGGCCUCUUCAGCCUCUCCUAUGUGCUGGUGGUGGUGGUCAGCUCAGAGGUCUUCCUCCCUGUCUUCUACAGGCUGGGCAUCACAAGUACAUAUGAGUAUCUGGAGAUACGGUUCAACAGAGCCACCCGUCUGUUAGGGACAGUGAUGUUCAUUGUUCAGACUAUACUCUACAUGGGUAUAGUCAUUUAUGCUCCAGCUCUGGCAUUAAACCAAGUGACUGGGAUGGAUCUCUGGGGUGCUGUCAUUUCAACAGGAGUGGUCUGCACCUUUUACUGCACUAUGGGCGGUCUGAAGGCGGUGGUGUGGACGGACGUGUUCCAGGUGGGCAUCAUGGUGGCAGGCUUCCUAUCUGUCAUCAUCAGAGCCGUGGUCCUGCAGGGAGGAGUCUCCAACAUCCUCAUACACGCAGAGUUCGGAGGACGACUCAAUUUCUGGGACUUUGAUGCUAGUCCACUGAGGAGGCACACCUUCUGGACAAUCACGUUUGGAGGCACGUUUGUCUGGACCAGUAUCUACGGGAUCAACCAAGCCCAGGUGCAGAGAUACAUCUCCUGCAAAUCCAUGACUCACGCCAAAAUGUCUCUUUACAUAAACCUAUUAGGACUGUGGGUCAUCAUGCUGUGUUCUGUGUUUGCGGGGCUGUGUCUGUACUCUGUCUACAAGCACUGUGACCCCUGGACAGCAGGCAUGGUGUCUGCUCCAGAUCAGCUGAUGCCAUAUAUGGUGCUGGACAUCCUGAGAGACUACCCUGGAGUACCAGGAUUGUUUGUGGCUGCAGCCUUCAGUGGGACGCUAAGUACGGUAUCGUCCAGUGUCAAUGCUCUGGCUGCCGUGACUAUUGAAGAUCUGAUCAAACCGUACACACACAUGUCAGAGAAACACCUGUCCUGGAGCUCUAAAGGCCUCAGCUUUCUGUAUGGGGCUCUCUGUAUUGGAAUGGCUGGCAUAGCCUCACUAAUGGGAGGUCUGCUGCAGGCAGCUAUCAGUAUCUUUGGGAUCAUCGGAGGGCCUUUACUGGGUCUCUUCUCACUGGGGAUCCUCUGUCCAUACGCUAAUGCCACAGGGGGCUUGGCUGGUCUGCUCUCUGGGCUGGUUAUGUCUCUGUGGGUGGGGAUAGGGGCCCAGUUUUACCCUCCUCUACCAGAGCAGAGCAGGCCUCUACGUCUGACCACACAUGGUUGUAACUUCACAACCGCAGCCGACGCGUUCAACUGGACCGCAUCCCCAACAGAAACAAGCCUAUACACUACGGUACUACAGCAAAAUACAGCAGAGAGACCCUUCCUGGCUGAUACCUGGUACUCCCUGUCCUAUCUCUACUUCAGUCCUAUUGGGACACUUACAACACUGGCUGUUGGACUUGUGGUCAGUCUACUUUCAGGGGGUAUGAAGCUGAAGUUGGAACCAAGGGUGACUUUGAUGAAAGAAGAUACAAUGUUAUUUUGCUUUUACAAGCACUUUAAAGAAAGGGCCAUGAGACGAGCAGGAAAGCUGGACCUCACAAAGAACAGAGAGAAGAAAUUUGGAAACAAUAACCCCGGCUUAGGCAACGUCCACGAGUUGGAUUUCACAAAGAGCAGUCUUCCAUAACAUGCUGAUAAAACCAUGACUUAACAGUUUCUCUUUCUUCUCAUAUUUCUCCCUCCCCAGUGCUGCUGUUUUUCACGACUCAUGAAUGUCCUGACAGAUGGUAUCAAUAGCUCAUCUAUAUUCUCAUAUUUCUAUGAAUGUAGCAUACAUCACCAACUUGAAAAGUUAGGAUUGUUAAUAAUGAAAUAUCUUU